AUGGCAUGUUAUGAAAGUAAAAGCAAAUACAUAAGAAAAGCAAAAAGUGAAUAAGUAUAAAAAGAAUGACAAAUUUAGAUACCCUGGUCUUGGGAUGGAAAAGAUUCAAAAGUAUGGUAAGAAAUGAAGAGAUUAUAUUGUAAAAUGUGA
Messenger RNA from Paramecium sonneborni, 150 nucleotides. The record is from the annotation of a GenBank genome assembly. Lineage: Eukaryota; Ciliophora; Oligohymenophorea; Peniculida; Parameciidae.